Molecule: messenger RNA, 465 nt
Organism: Cladocopium goreaui
Lineage: Eukaryota; Dinophyceae; Suessiales; Symbiodiniaceae
Source: the annotation of a GenBank genome assembly
AUGGCCGCGGCAAAGGUCAUGAUGUCCAUGAGACAAUGGGCUCACAUGGAGGCCCUGCCUUGGCAACUGGUGACCCUGGUGGAAUCCGGAAAUGGGGUAGCUAACUUGGGCGAGCGCAACAUCUUAGAGUUCGUCGCAAUGGCGACCAAGGAAGAUUUGGACGCCAACGCCGAAUUCAUCCGUUUGGCAGAUCAACAUGUGGAAGUCCCAGGAGAUGAGUUGCUGCAUCGCACCUCCCUGCGACGUUUUCUGCUGGCGAUGCAGCGGCAUCCACAGGACUUUGAACAGCUGUUCGAACAUCUGCGAAGAGAGAGAUUCGACGACGUGGACGACAUGGAAGGGCCCAGGCAUUUGCAAUUGGAGAUUCAGUCCCUGAUGCAGACCUUCCUGUGGUUCAAACGUCCGCCGAUCCGUGACGCACAAAGUCCGCGCACCGGGUCUACAAGGUGUAUCAUUUCCUUGUGA